CCUUUUCUCCAAGGCUUUAACACCAUUGGUUCAACAAAUUUAAGAUAAUAAACCGAAUUAUAAACCACUUCGUUAGAAGAUCUUUUAUUCAAUAACUUCUACUCGACUACCGCCACAACAGCAAUUACCUAUGGAAAUAAAAAACAAAACUGCAUGCUUUUCUGUGUGAGCAUAUCAAAUUUGUUGUUAUUGGUUAUCCUAUUGAAUUUGAACCUAGCAACGUUUUGUUUUGAUUACCACCCAACCACUCGCUACGCCCAUUCCGACGCUACUAACUUGCCACAACAAUAUGUAAAUGUCGCGUUAGAAAAUUCCUUAGAUUUGGUAGUAUAAAAGUUGCGAUUACUAUAACUUCAGUUUAUUGUUUACUCUUCAAAGUGAUAGAAGUACGCCAUUAGACUUCCAAAGUAGAUACAAAUUUCAUAAAAAAAAAAAAUAGUUUUUAAAAAAUUUAGUUGAAUACAGUUGAGAGCGAUAUAAAACUAUGUCUCAUACGGCGCGCGCACAUAUCACCAAAUUACACGAAUGUUCCGUUCAUGACCAAUCAUCAAAGCAACGUUCCAAAUCCGCAAAUCCACCAACGACGCACCCUUUCGUAAAUUGCCCUUUGCAACGAACGCGUUGUGUGCCACCAUUUUCAGUGCAAUCACGACAAAAAAAUACCGUCGUUGUGCAUGGGCCGAUAGAGGAACCAGCGGCGCCGGCUAGCGCACGCGGCAAAGUGAAUAUGAAAACUCUAAAAAGUAGCAAAAAGAAAGCAAUUUCUACAUUGGAAUUGGACUUGCGGGGACGUAGUCCACUUGGUAGUGUUGGCCACAAACGCUCUACAACAACAUUUCGUAUGUAUUUCGAUCGAGGAGAUCUGCCAAUCAAGAUGGAAUAUUUGUGUGGAGGGGAUAAAAUUGGUUGGACGGUGGAUAUUGACAAACUCGACUACAGCCUCUACUUGCCUCUCUUCUUCGAUGGUCUCUCGGAAACACAACACCCCUACAAGACAUACGCUCGACAAGGUGUUUCCGAUUUAUUGGUUGCUGGUGGCGAUAAAAUUCAUCCUGUUGUACCGCAAUUAAUAUUACCACUUAAAAACGCCCUUAGUACACGUAAUUUAGAGGUUAUGUGCACCACUUUAAGGAUAAUACAGCAGCUUGUAAUGUCGUCCGAUAUGGUGGGGCCUGCCUUGGUGCCAUUUUAUCGACAGCUACUGCCAAUGUUCAAUGCUUACAAAGUGAAAAAUGUUGCAGAUAAUACAAUUUACGCCCGGACACAUGUAUUUUUGUGAUACAUAUUAUGCCUUUACCUAUACAUAAGUACAUAUAAUAUGUAUAUGUAAGUACGCCUAUAUGUAGAGUAACCUUGUGCCAAUAAUGCAGUAAAUAAAUGCACAACCAGUAACUAAGGGGAUAGGCGAAUAAAAAACUAUAUUAUAGUAAUAUGGUACGCGAGAUGACUUACUGAACCUGUCUUAUCAACUAAUGCAGAUCCCGCCGAUCAAAGGCUUCAGAAUACCAAGUGGUCCUCAACUAAUUGAAAUGACGUUAAACUUUGUUUUUGUACGUGAUCACACAAGUGCUCAGGGUUAUUACGAUUUUGUUCACAAAACAGUUGCUAGUAACAGUCCAAUGGAUUUGAGAACGAUAUGUAUAACAAAAUGUGCUGCUCGUCUGUCUGUACACGUUAAGAGGAGUGAAAUUAUUGAGUCACAAUCUCGAAUAGAAAUUAUACUGUAUGCGGAUUUCCAGUGCUUACUCAAUGGCUCAUAUUUAUAAUAUUAAUAUAAUAUUGAAAAUUAGUAAAAGCGAAAACUAACCGCGUCCACUUAGCAUAUAACGGUAAUUUUUAAAAUUAAUAUACAAAACAAAACAGCUUUCAGUAAUAGGUAGAGCGAAUUUCCUAAUUUUUUUUACCCAAAUGGCGUCGGAGAAUAUAUAACACAUUUACUGUAAGGUGUCAUAACUCAAUAAAUAAAAAUUGCGAAAAACUUCUUUA
This is a messenger RNA of Anastrepha ludens (Mexican fruit fly), 1986 nucleotides long. RefSeq names its product parkin coregulated gene protein homolog. The transcript has 5 exons. NCBI's taxonomy places the organism in Eukaryota, Metazoa, Arthropoda, Insecta, Diptera, Tephritidae. The record is from RefSeq and is a predicted model, not a curated record. Bases 485 to 1279 code for a protein of 264 amino acids. Gene Ontology annotation, molecular function: Hsp70 protein binding; Hsp90 protein binding.